AUGUCGGACGCCGGCUCGGACAGUGAUGAGUGGCAGGACUUGUCCGACGUGGACGCAUCCGAGUAUCCAGAGCCACCAGAAGAGGAGAUCUUCGAUCCAGAAAAUUACGCGUUCCGCGACGCCAGUUACACGGAGCCGCGGCCGACGUCGGGCGACCCUGAGGAGGAGUUCCUGUGGGCUGCGCAGGCCGGCGAGAUGGACAUGGCCGAGGAGCUGCUGCGUACGCGGCCCGAGUUGGUGCGGACGCAGGACGCGGACGGCUACACGCCGCUGCACCGCGCCUGCUACAGCGACCGCGUGGAAAUGGUGGACCUGCUGCUGUCGCGCGGCGCGCCCACCGACCUGCCGACCAACGACGGCUGGAUGCCGCUGCACUCGGCCUGCAAGUGGGGCAACCACCGGUGCGCCAUCAAGCUGCUGAUGCACGGCGCGCCCAUCAACGCGGCCAGCUCAUCUGGCCAGACGGCGCUGCACAUCGCCGCCUCGUGCCGCUCGGACAAGGAGUGCCUCAAGCUGCUGCUCUCCUGGCCAGGCCUCGACCCCAGCCUCAAGAACGCCGACGGCGAGACCGCCUACGACAAGGCCCUCAUCAACACCAAGAAGCACUACCUCUUCAACGCCGUCAAGAGGUGCACCCAGGAAAUUUGA
This is a messenger RNA of Cloeon dipterum, 648 nucleotides long. RefSeq names its product ankyrin repeat domain-containing protein 49-like. Gene Ontology annotation, molecular function: protein binding. The record is from RefSeq and is a predicted model, not a curated record. The transcript has a single exon. Bases 1 to 648 code for a protein of 215 amino acids. NCBI's taxonomy places the organism in Eukaryota, Metazoa, Arthropoda, Insecta, Ephemeroptera, Baetidae. Gene Ontology annotation, cellular component: ciliary inversin compartment. Gene Ontology annotation, biological process: protein localization to ciliary inversin compartment.